GGAACCUCAACUAGAAAAUUUUACAGAUUUCAUGUCAGUAAAUUAGAAGGAUCCAAAUAAGAAGUGGAAGAGGGACUUGCGGAGGGCAUUUGUGUGUCUGGGCAGGCUGGCUGCAUUCACCUGGGGUAUGUGCUAACCACAGCACUUGAAAGAGAGAGUCUGACCAGGUAGUGGUGCCCAGUGACCAGUAUGGCAUGUUGGUCAGCAGUGUUAACUGCACUGGUCAUCCUCACACUGACCAGUGAACCAGGAGCAAGGGGAGCCAAAGAAAACUCCAGAUUCUACUGGAGGCCCAACUUUGCCAUGCCGUGGACACGAGGGGAUAAUGUUUGUGCAAUACAAGAAGUGAAAGGCACAAGAAAGCAGUACUUCACAGAAUGUAUGAUUUACAAGCCAAAACUGGUCUGCGAGAAACCAACGUUUGUCCGCUACCGCUGUUGCUCAGGUUACGAAGAGGUGGCAGGGGAAAGGGGAUGCACAGGAGUGAAAACGGUAGAAAACCUCAAGGUCACCAUGAUGCGCUCUCGUCUGACCACCUUGUUGGAUUACGCCAAGAGGGCCAGCCUGGACCGUACCUUUGAGACAGAUGGACCUUUCACAAUUUUUGCCCCUGUUAAUCAGGCAUUCAGAAACUUACCCAGUGACUUGAAGAACCAGCUGUCCAGUGGUGGUCAAUCUUCCCUUAUCCUAUACCAUGCUCUGGACGGCAGAGUAAAGUACAAUGAAUUCAGGAAUGACCAGAAUUUCCCCACUGUUCUGGACAAACAGAAGUCUAUAAGGGUGAACAGAUACUCCAAUGGGGUGGUUACUGUAAACUGUGCCAGAAUUAUUAUGCCUAAUCAAGAAGCCACCAAUGGAGUAGUACACACCAUUGAAAAGGUGAUUUACCCAAUCCCUGACAAAACCAUAAUGGAUAUCCUUCUAGAAGAUGGCCGCUUCGGAGAACUCGUUACAGCGCUAAUACUGACACGAAGAGCAGAUCUACUCCGAGAGACGGGACCCUUUACAUUAUUUGCUCCCACUGAUGCUGCUUUCAGGAAUCUCCCCGCAGACAUCGUGAGCAGAGUAUUUGAUCCUGAUAACACUGAGGCCCUCAAAAAUCUACUAAAUUACCAUGUCAUCAAGCACAAUCUAUGCACCGCUGCCAUCUUCACCAGUUGUAACUUACGUACACUAGAGGGCAGCACAGUACGUCUAGGGUGUACGAGCAGAGACCAGAUGAAGGUGGACAAUGCCCUGGUCACUAGUGGGGAUAUUCUUGCCAGUAAUGGUAUCAUCCAUGCUGUUGACUCAGUCCUGCUACCCAACAGUGCCAAGGAUGUGACAAUGCUUGCACAAGAGAUCAACCUGCGAGCAUUCAUGGAGGCAGCAGAGUCCACGAAGUACGCAGCUGCUCUCAGGGGAUCCAAGAGCUCUUUCACAAUUUUUGCUCCAAGUGAUGAGGCUUUUGCAGCCGUAUCUGGUACAGAACUUAAUAGAUGGCAUUUUAACCCGGACUUGUACUUAAGCAUCUUGAAAUACCACAUCAUGGAGGGUAAAAUGAGCACAAAGGAUUUCGUCAGUCAGCGAGCAUAUUCUUCACAAUCUGCAAGUCAGGGCGGAGUGGCUGCUUCAGCAACUCUUAGAUUGAACUUGAAUAGAAAUGGCUGGUCAAUGAACUCGGCCAAAGUGACCAGCACAGACAACGAGUGUGGCAAUGGCGUCAUUCAUGUAAUUGAUAAAGUGAUGAUUCCUCCCACAAUGACCGUACUAGAGAUUAUCAAGGGAAACAUAAGACUCAGUACAUUUUGGAGCAUGAUCCAGACUGUUGGAAUAGACAUCUUUGCCAAUAUAACAGUUGGAGGGGGUUCCUUCACCAUUUUUGCUCCCACCAAUGAGGCCUUCAGUCGCUUGGAUACUGCCUUCAUGGAGAGACUCCUGCUGAAUACUAAGGAACUGGAAAAGAUCAUCAAGUACCAUAUCUUGAACCGCGGGGUCUACAGCUGUGGUAUACAGGGAGGACUGACAUACCAGUUCCGCACAGCGAUGGGAGAGUGGCUCAAAUUGUGGCGUUUGCAGCCUGAGGAAAAAACAGUCGAGGGAAACAAAAUGGUGAAGGAAGAAGAAAAAAUCAUCGUUGUCAACAGUAACACCACAAGAGUAAUUGACUAUGAUGUUCAAGGAACAGAUGGUGUAGUAUACACCAUAGAUCAGGUGCUGAGAUGUCAGUGCCCAGAGAUAGAUUAUUACUGAUAUAUUGUCUCAGACAUUCAUGAAAAAGGAUCACUUUGACCCCUCAACAAGACUGGUACCUCAAAGUUAAAGUGUGCUUUUUUGAUAUCUGUAUCAGGCCUUUGACAUUUUUAAUGUUUGAUUUUACAUUGACACCUUGCUGCUUGAAAAUUGAGAUAAUUUCCCUCUUGUUUUUGACAUAAGUCAGUACACAGAUUUUAGAAGUGUGAUAUCUACAUCAGCAGACCCAGGGGAGGGCACAGCUAGUGGGUAUUUGCAGGGCCCUUAGCCUCUGAAAUACCCCCACCACCACCUGGCCCCCAAAAAAUUGAAAUGAUACAACACCAAUUUCUCAUCACUGUGCCCUUCAUAUUAUCAUUGUUAAAAUGUCCUUGUCUAUUUUUUUUUAUCCCUCGACUGCCCCCUUCCCCCUCCUCAAUGAUAUACUGGGUCUCCUUGUGUUCAUUUUAAGUAUGUUUUCUAAUGGUCCCUUGCAAAAACUUUCCCAUUUUUACGAGCUGAACAACGAUAAUGAUAUUUCUACAUACGGAUUAACGUUUUAUUGCAUAUAUCUAUUGUUUGGUGAUGCUUGAACUUUCUGGACUAAAAUGUAUGUGAAAAUCAAAACUUAAGCAGUUGUUAAGGUUUUUAUUUCAUUCUGUCUAAAAAAAAUGUAAAUUAUAAUGCAAUGACCAUAAUGUGACCAGGUUGCAGAAAUAUUUUUUCCUAAAAGACUGAUAGUCAUGCAUAAUACCGAAAUAAGAUGACAUUUUAUAGAAAAUGUCGAAUAGUGGUAAAAAGAACCUGCUUGUAUAUUCAGAUUGAACUAAUAAAAAAGAGAAUGACUGAUAUUUGUAAUAAAUAUAAAUACAUUCAAUUAUGAUAAUCGGUUUCUUAGUCCACCUGGACACUAAUGAACAGGUAGAACCUUGUUGACAUUGCAUUCAUUUGAGAUUUAAACCUAAGAAAUAAUGUUAACUGUCUUGCUGAUUAACUGAAUAACUGCGAAUUUGAAAUAAAGCUAGAUCUAUAGUAUUUGAU
Molecule: messenger RNA, 3252 nt
Organism: Lingula anatina
Lineage: Eukaryota; Metazoa; Brachiopoda; Lingulata; Lingulida; Lingulidae
Product: transforming growth factor-beta-induced protein ig-h3
Biological process (GO): extracellular matrix organization; cell adhesion
Cellular component (GO): extracellular matrix
Molecular function (GO): cell adhesion molecule binding
Source: RefSeq, a predicted model, not a curated record